Molecule: messenger RNA, 5618 nt
Organism: Drosophila elegans
Lineage: Eukaryota; Metazoa; Arthropoda; Insecta; Diptera; Drosophilidae
Product: ras guanine nucleotide exchange factor glfB
Exons: 6
Coding region: 637-2889 (750 amino acids)
Molecular function (GO): growth factor activity
Source: RefSeq, a predicted model, not a curated record
AAAUAAAAUAUAUAAUAAAUAUUUUUUAGUGUUUGUGUGCAUUCGAGCUUAACACCUUGUUGGCCACCCUUGGAGUUUUCAUUUCAUUUGUUUUCUUGCGGUCGUAAUGUCGGAGAAAAACGUUUUUGCCCGCAUUCAUUCGAGCCUUUUAAGCCGUUUAGGCAGGAUCUGAAGGAAUAGACGAAAAACGAACCCCUUUUUGGCUUAGCUUGCGGGACUUAAAGUAUGGGUUUCCGUUUCAAACUUUCGGGGGAUGGUCAAGUGAUUCAUAAAUAGGCGGAAAAGUUAUGGCCACAGUGGGCUCUUCUACAAGUGAACUUAAUCUCGCCACACCACCACUACUCAAGAAAAGAACAAUAAUCAAAGACUGUUUUAUUGAUAUAUCAACUGACACAAAUUAAUAAAGUGCUUAAAUCGAUCGCAAUUGCAAAGUGUUCAAAAUUCUUAGGCCUAAUACCUACAAAAAAUAUAUAUACCCACAUAAUAAAACACGUUGAAAAUUUGGCCCCCAAAAUCGAUUCACCGAAAUCGCAUUCUAAAUGUUCGACUGGAUUGAAUUUAACAAAGAAGCGUAGACGAAAUACGAAUGCAAAUUAGAUGCAAAAUAAAUGGGUAAAAUGAGGUCAAGUAAAUACGAUGUUACCACAGCUUACGGUCUAUGCCAAGAUUAUUUACCUCCUGAUGGUGGUGAUUUCAGGUGCAUUAUGUACAGUAGAAGAUUACGUAAUAAUGUCACAGUGUGCACACAACAAAGCCAUACACCUAGCUGCGGAAGGAACAGUCUCAGUGACAGACACUUCACAGAUACAAAAUAUAACGAUAGUCGGCUUCCCGGAUUAUCUGAACAACGAAUUCAAAAUAGCACUGUACGCAAAAGAAACUCAAAGAUAUUUGUGUUUCAACGACAAUUGGAGAUUAGUUGGCAUGAGGGAACUGCGAGAUACCUGCUAUUUCAACGAGACCAUCGUGCACGGUUAUUUCGUGUUCCGUGCCGUUGUCGAUCUGCAGCGACGUGUCGGGUUCACGCACCGAGGUAAGCCUGUGGGGCCCAAGAAGAGCGUCAACGAUGCCUGCUACAUGUUCAAUAAGAUCGAGGCCGAGCAGUUUUUCCGCCAUCACCAUAAUAAUAAUGGCAAUAGUGGCAUGGGCAGUGGCAACAGCAACAACAACAAUGGCAGCAGCAACAUACGGAAGCCCCCGCGCAACAACAAAAACAAUCGCCACAAAUCGAAUAACCAAAAUCAAAAGUUGCAACAGCAACAGGAGCAUCAUGGCCAUAAUAAUAAUAACGUUAUUCUUAAUAAUAGUAGUACUAGUUUAAGUAGCACUAACAAAAAGCAAUUAGCGAUAAACCGGCAGAAGCAGCAGCAACAGCAGCAGCAACAUCAGGUGCGACAUCAUCACAAUGAUCCAUCGCUGCUGCUGAGACGACAGCAACACGAGAAGAAGCAGAAGCGGCGCAAGCAACAGAAGCAACAGCAACACCAACAGCAACAGCAACAACAACGAGUAUCAGCUAGUCCAUCGAAACGAAUGCCUGCAACAGCAACAGCAACAACAACGGCAACUAUUGCAACCACAUCUACGACAGCAGCAACAGCAACAACAUUGAGCAGCAAACGCAAGGGCCGGCGAAGAAAGGUCAAGGGCAAACCAAAAUCACAGCAGCAACUGCUUGCCACAGCAGCAACAUCACCGUACACCGACGACUCCCUCUACAGCAGCAGCAGCAGUAGCAGCACGGGUUUCGAGGAUUUGGAUACCUACAACAGCAGUAGCAGCAGCAGCAGCUCCAGUUUGGAGCCCUGGUCCACUUGGUCCACGAUCGACAGCUUUAGCAGCAGCAGCACAACAGCAACAUCUGACGACAGUAUUAGCAGCAGCAGCAGCAGCAGCAGCAACUACGAUGCCUGGGCCACGUACAUCACCGAAAUGGAGGCCGAGGCAUCGGCCAUGACGCCCGAGAUGAGCGGCAACGACACCGAGUUGCUGCAAUACGAGGCCGAAAUGGUGGACGAUUCGGAGGCGGAGUCCACGGCGACAUAUGAAACCAAAGCAACAUCAGCAAUAGCGGCAACGGCGGCCACAACUACCUCGACAGCGGGCUCGCCGUUGGUGAUAGAACAGACGCCGAUGGCCAGGAGCAACAGAAGGAACAGCAGCAUCAUCGGCGGCAGCAGCAGUACGCGGGCAACACCAACGGCAACCAGUCAGACUGAAAAAAUGCAGAACACGCAGCAGCCAAGCAGGCAUCGCAGCAACAGCAGGGAAAAUCCCUCGGUAGACACGGACAAUUCCGAGAUGUUGCUGGCGGCUGAGAAUGAGGUGAAGCCACAGCAGCCACGCAAGUUGCUCUGGACCCCGCAACCGCCCGCUGAAACACGCGACAGCACGCGAGCAACAUCUAUGACAACACCCAUUCAGCAACUAUCUAGCACGGCAGCAACAUCGGCCACGACACCCCAGCAACAUGUUGCUCCUUCACUCUUCAGCGUGGACAAGAACAUCAACAGCAACCUGAACAACACGCUUACAGAGGCAUCGCCGACGGCAGCAGCAACAACCGGCGUUACGGCAGCAACAACCAUGAAGAGACCGGUGCGCAAGUUCACCCAGAAGCUGAUGGCCACGCCCUAUCACCAGUUGACCUAUGUGCGAAAUGCGGGCGGAGACAUUGAUAUCGACAACCUGGACAACAUCAGUGUGUAUCCCGUGGUCUACAAUGGCGAUCUGGAGGGGAUCGGAGGCGGCAACAGCUCUGACGGUGGCUUCAGCGGAUUCCUGCCCACCUCGACCACUUCCCAUCUGACGGAACCGAUUCGCAUCGGCAUGAACAGGAUCAGGCCGAACAGAACACUGCACUGGUUCACUCACCAGAGAUUUGCGUAGUAGUUAGGGACUGUCAGGCUUUGGCUAUUAAAUGUUUAAAAACAGGUCUGUCACGGUUUUCACUUUUAAAGAUUUCUUUAUUAAUAUUUCAUUUUCCAAAUUUACAUCAAGUAAUUGUACGUUCUCAAAGAGGUUUUAGUUUUAUGUAAAAGCAAGAAAGAUUUCUUUAGAGAAGCCUAUUGCUCAACAAGCAUAAUAAAUGAUGGAAAUUAAAAGCAAGCCAAAACCAUUUUCACUUUAGAUAGAUAUAUCUGGAACUCAUGUAAAAACAUCUACAAUUUUUAUGAUUGAAAACUUUUGCUUUGUUUAAAGAGGAUAACUGUCAAACUUGAAGAUUUCAUCAAUGUACACUUAAUCUCUAAAUUUUUCUUUAUAUUAAAAAAUUUCGUAACUGAAAUAAAUUUGUAGACUUUAAAAGUGAAACCCGUAGCAUUCCUGCAAAAGAGAAACAAACCUAUACUCAGUACUCAGUUUUGAAAAGAAUUUAGGAAGAAACCAAGCGAAGAGCAAAAAUUAAUGCAUAAAUAUUUCAAAUUUAUAAUGAACUGAUACAUAUAUAUAAACAUAUAUAGAACUCGAUAUACAAAGGAGUUGCUUACUGUUCAGUACCUCGACUCAGACAGGACUUUGCACUUGCACCACGCCUAAAAGCACACUACAGAAGCGAUACCGAUGGCGGAAAGGCGAAAAGCGGAAGCGGAAGUGGAAUGGAAGCGGAAGCGGAAGCUGGCGCAGAACCGAUAACGAUAACUCAGGCCGCACUUCAUCCAGUAGCGAGUACAGUGAAGACUCCACCAACUGCACUCGGGAGGCCGCAGGCAACGAACUCGCAGAACUGCUACAUAGUUAUAAAUGAAAAGACAAUAAGAUUUUUAUUUACGAGUAUGUGCUAUAUAAACUAACUUAACGAUGAACCGAAGCGAUAGCGAUAAUCGAUAACAAAAUGCUAAAAUUGUUGAAAUGGAAAUUAUGAAAGCGCGACAUUCUAGUGCAAGCAAAUAAACGUUUCGAAUGCACUGAAAAAGCGUAGCGAACUUUUGAUUUACUAAAUCAAUUAAAUAUAUUAGCAAUGAGAAUUAAUAAAUACAAAUGCAAACAAAAAUCGAUAUAUAUUAUAUACAUAUAUGCAUAUAUUUUCAAAAUUUUAUAACGAACCAAAAACCAAUUAGCAAACAAAUUUAACAAAACGAACGGGAAACGAAUAAAGAAGUUUUUUAAAUUCAUACGCAAGCAGAAAUAAGAGUCGGUAACGAUAACGAUAACAAAUUCGCACAGCAAAACACUUCCAAAAAAUGAAAGGUUAAAACUAAAUAUUAAACAAUUUUACUAGGCACAAGCGAACGAAAUUGGGCUAGAUAAACGAAAAAAUAACUCCAUUCAAAAUAAACCGAAUUUUUUAAGCAAAUACAAAAAAAUUGUUGAAAUGGUCAGCAUGGAAAUUUUAGGACACAGUUUGUGGGCAAUAUUCAAUUCGAGGGAGAAUGGAAUUUUAAAGAACUACUAGCGUAUGUAUCCAGAUAUGUACUGCAACCAAACACCAAAUUUCACACUGAAUAAGCAACGUUAUAUUUAUUAAUUGAACGAAAACUAAGAAACUAAAACUACAAAUCGAAUCAAAAUAACAGCAAAAAGAAACCAACUGCUGCUUUUCUACAUACGAAUAUAUAUAUAUAUAUAUUAUAUAUAUAUAGACACAUAUUGGCAUAUGUGAACGAAUAUGGAAAAAGAUAUGCAAAAAUUGUUUCUCAUAUAUUUAUAUUAAUAUUUAAAAUAAAUAGUUCAAACAUAUUAGCAAACCAAAUAUGCGAAAUUAAAACAAUUUGAAGGGAAAUGCGUAAACACAGAAACAGAAAACUGAAAAGUCAAGUUUAUAUGUAGAGAUAUGUAUGAAUGUAAAUUUAAAGUGAACAAAGAAAACCCAAACAAAAAGAAGUUAAAGCAAGAUGCUUAGGUGAAAAUUUAAUUAGUGUGUACUUAAGACAAGAAACCAUUUAACAAUUGAACGAUUAAUUAUUAACUUAACUAGGCAUUGAAGCAGCACUCAACUAAACAAAAACCGAAAACGAAAACGAUACUGAAACCGAUACUGAAACCGAUACCGAAACGAAGCCGAAACACACACAACUCGAAUUGAACUACUGUACUUAUACGUAUGCGCGUUGCUGUAAUAUAAACAAAAUUCUUAUGUUGAAACGACGGCCUAUUGGAGAACUCGAUUAAUCGAUGACUAUAUCUAGCGCAGCAGAAACUAUUUAUUUAAACCUAUAUCGAAGCGAAUCGAGUCGAUUGGAGUGGAGCGGGAACCGACUGUCAUUUGUCAUUUGUAAAUUCAUUUGCACUUUUCUUUCUACUAAUUACGUUUAAUUAAUUAAUUAAUCAUACGCCUAAGUUAACACUUCUACCAUUGUACAUUGUAAUAUGUUUUAUUCCUAAGCCGAGCAUUAAAUGUAAUUAUUUAUGUAUAAAAGCAAAAUGAUUCUUUCGUCUAUGUAUAACACCUCUCAUCCACUCUCUCUCUCUCUCUGUCUCUUCAAAUCUGUCUCCCCUCCCUUACUCUAUUAAUCUCUAUCUUAUAUAUACGAAUAUAUAAACGACUAUUUAAUUGCAUUUCUUUGUAUUAUAACGAGUAACAACACACUAGAAAUUGAAUAAAAAGCCUCAACAAAAUAUUCAACACUUUUCAUUUCUCUUAUUAGUUCUCUUCGUUUUCAAUCCUUCAAAAAAAUGCU